ACAGUGUGAGUGUGUGAUGUGAGGAAACUCCACAUGAAUCUCCGUGACUCAGCGCGCGCGUUUACUGAAGCGCUCUUUUGUUUGAUUUCUGGAUCUUAGUUUAGUUUUGUUUGUUUUCCCCCUGCCAUGCGGACAUGCGCAUGGGGUUUGUGCACGCUGCUCGCGGUUCUGUCCAUCAGCACGAGCCAACCGCACAGCCACUUCACCGGAGUCACCGGGAGCCGCAAGUACCUGUCUAAGGCUUACUUCUGCAAUGCAGAUAGUGAAUGUGCACCAAGACUUUAUUGCAAGGCCCCAGGCCACGUCCACUCUCAGUGCUCACCCUGUAAGAGAAGGACAAGACGUUGCCGUAGAGACCAUAUGUGUUGUCCUGGAAACAAGUGUCGUAACCAUGUGUGUAGUCGAGUUUCAGCACAAGUGUUAGCAGAACACACUCCAGAACUGAAGAACCAAAUCCAUAGCUCUUCUAGACAACUAAAGAAAAACAGGAAGCUCAACAAACCACGCAAAGGUGAGUUGGGUGCACAGUGUGUGCGCUCAGCUGAUUGUGGGCAUGGCCUGUGCUGUGCGCGUCGCCUGUGGAAGCGAGUCUGUAAGGUGGAGCCUCAAGAGGGGCAGGUUUGCUCCGCCCCCUGGCGCUGGAAACAAUCACGCACUAGUCACACACUGGAGCUGUUCCAGCUGUGUCCCUGUUCAACUGGUCUCGAGUGCAGAACGCAGAGUCACACGCACUCACACACCAACAAACAGAACAACACACAAACCAACACACAUCGACCCACUGCUGCUGUCAGACUACACACCUGCCAACAACUCUGAGAGAAAGACAGGCAGAGAGACAGAAUGAGACAGACCAAAAGAGAGACAGAAUGAGACAGACAGGCAGAGAGAGAGAGAGAGAGAGAGAGAGACACAGAAUGAGACAGAGAGAGAAUGAAACAGAGAGAGCGAGAGAAACAGAAUAUGAGAGAGAGAGAGAGAGAGACAGAAUGAGACAGACAGGCUGAGAGAGAAUGAGACAGAGAGAGAGAGAGAGAAUUAGACAGACAUAAUGAGACAGAGAGAGAGAAACAGAAUAUGAGAGAGAGACAGAAUGAGACAGAGAGAGAUAGAAUGAGACAGUGAGAAACAAAAUGAGAGAGAGAGAAUGAGUGAGAGAGACACACACAGAAUGAGACAGAGAGAGACAGGAUGAGAGAGAGAGACAGAAUGAAACAGUGAGAAACAAAAUGAGAGAGAGAGAAUGAGUGAGAGAGACACACACAGAAUGAGACAGAGAGAGAGAAACAGAAUAUGAGAGAGAGACUGAAUCAGACAGAUAUUUUAAUGCUACAAUUUUGUUACGUUUGUACCAGCACAAACACAAAAUAUCACAAUAUAACAAUAUCACAGCAAUAUAAGACAACAUAAAAUCAAACCAAUCCUUCAGUGAAUUAAAGUCCAGCAUUUCUAAUUUGCAUAUUCAUAGCCCUGGAGUUUUUAAUGAGGUUGAAUUUGUAGAGAUAGUCUUGUAUUCAGCUAGUUUUAGUCAAUAAACAGUUUAUUAUUGGACAAAGAUAUUUUUAUUGGUUUAAAAUUGCACAUUUAGGAUGAGUGACGAUUUUGGUGUCAGAAACACAACCGUGUGUAUGUGUGCAUUACUGCUAAGUUGCUCAUAACAUAAUAAGCUAAAGGUCAGUCCGCUUGAUUGCAUUUACGGUGAGGUCAAAACAUCUGAGAGCACACUGAACUUCUGGGAGUUUUUCCAUUUAAAACUGGAGAUAAGUUUCAGUACUCCUUCAUACUGUUUGUAUUUUCCUUGAGUCUGAUCUUCACUGAAGCUCGCUGUCAUUAAAGCAAAAGAGGAACAAAUCAAAUGUUCAGAAAUUCUCAAAUUCAUCUCAAUAUUUCUAAGAUUCUACUAAGUUGUAGCUGAUAUUUAUUUGCAAUGAAAAAUGUAUUGAAUAUAAAAAAUAGAAAUUGCAAAAUAAACAUUUACACUGGUACUCUUGGAUACUCUGGGCCUCAUAAAACAGCUCAGAGAGUAAGUUUAGCUCUGAUCUCAGCGAGGAGUCUAAGCGUGUGUCCCCCCUGGAACAGAUACAAUAUAAUUUAAGAUCUCAACAUUUGAUGUUUUUUCACUAAAACCCGACUCAGUUGCUGUAAAACACAGGUUUGUACAGAACAUUUGCGGUCCUUAAAGGGGAACUGAAGGCAAUUUUUUUAUUAUCAAAAUUAUAUUUAUCUCAUUUUAUAAAGUGUAGGAAUGCAUUUCUGACAGCUAUUUUGUCACUGCUAUAGCAAGUUAUGAGUGUUUGAAAUAUGCUAUGUAAUAUAUCAGUCCAUAUGCCAAAGCAAUGGCCGUAAACAAGGUUCGCUGAGACCUGUGUGAGACAUCAUAGGACAGAAGUAAAACGUACAGCGGAAAUCAAGGUGACCAACAUCUGCCAACGUUGCCAAAAGAUGUGCGCACCCUCCUUCGAAUGCUGACGUAAUCAAGCCGGAAGUUUUCCCUGUUUCCGAAAUCACUCCCUACUCACUAUAUAGGGCACUAUAUAGUGGGGACACUAUUUUGUAGUGCUGUAUGAAACCUUAGUGAGGAUUAUGUGGGAAAUGCACUCAGUAUAAGAUGUAUUUAUCACAAAAAUACAUGCAUGUAUUUAUUAUUUUGAAAACCCACCAGCCGCCUGAUCUGGCACGUUUUAAUUGUGCGACAGUAAUGACGUAAAUACCAGCAUGACAGACUAGUCCUUAUCCUGUCGUCUUUCCAACUCUUCUCUACUCCACAUUGGUUUGAAGUCGUAUGGAAUAAUCUCCAUCACUGAUGAAGCUGGCAAAUCUCGAAAUUAAUCUAAAUUGGAAUGAUAUGGUGAUCUGGCCGCUGUGUAAACAGUUUUCAAAAUGGUGGCACUGACACUUCACGUUUGAAGUCUCGCACAAAUCUUUUGAAGAUCGCUGCAGAUAAGUGACGCCUACCGUAGAGCAAACGAACUACAUUCAACAUGGCUAAAAACCGAAAAGGCCGAUAAGUGUAAUAUAAUAUGCCAAUACGAGUCACGAUAUAAGGUUAAUAAAACCAAAAACGUAAUUGAAUAACACAUUAAUUAAGAAAUAAAGCAAGUUUAAAAAUGACUUCUGUUCCCCUUUAAAAAGCUUAUGUGUUUAUACAGCUCUGUGCAAAACUAUUGGACCCUCUACAUAUUUAUAUCCGUUUUAUCUGACCCAUUUUGUGUCAGUAAUGGACCUGGAGCAACUGACCUGCUGAUUACUUUAUAAAACUACACCACUGGGUAGCUGAGAGGAUUCAUGCACCACCUUUAGACCCACAGCAAUUUUUUAUUAUUCAUUUCUGUUUAUUUAGAAACUUGUCAUUGUUAUUUGAAGGCAUUUUCACUUUGCAGAAUUUCUUCCCAUGAACCUUUCAC
Molecule: messenger RNA, 3404 nt
Organism: Neoarius graeffei (lesser salmon catfish)
Lineage: Eukaryota; Metazoa; Chordata; Actinopteri; Siluriformes; Ariidae
Product: dickkopf-related protein 2-like
Exons: 4
Coding region: 127-819 (230 amino acids)
Biological process (GO): multicellular organism development; negative regulation of canonical Wnt signaling pathway
Cellular component (GO): extracellular region
Molecular function (GO): co-receptor binding; receptor antagonist activity
Source: RefSeq, a predicted model, not a curated record